Molecule: messenger RNA, 7091 nt
Organism: Pelmatolapia mariae (spotted tilapia)
Lineage: Eukaryota; Metazoa; Chordata; Actinopteri; Cichliformes; Cichlidae
Gene: cacna1ab
Product: calcium channel, voltage-dependent, P/Q type, alpha 1A subunit, b
Exons: 47
Coding region: 9-6935 (2308 amino acids)
Biological process (GO): chemical synaptic transmission; calcium ion import across plasma membrane
Cellular component (GO): voltage-gated calcium channel complex; neuronal cell body; membrane
Molecular function (GO): high voltage-gated calcium channel activity
Source: RefSeq, a predicted model, not a curated record
UUGAAUGGAUGAUUCUCACCACCAUCAUUGCAAACUGCAUCGUCCUGGCUCUGGAACAGCACCUUCCCGAUGGAGACAAGACGCCUCUGUCCGAACGACUGGAGGAGACAGAGCCCUACUUCAUAGCCAUCUUCUGUUUCGAGUCUGGAAUAAAGAUCCUGGCUCUCGGUUUUGCGUUACAUAAGGGCUCCUACCUGAGGAACGGCUGGAACGUCAUGGACUUUGUAGUUGUCCUCACCGGUAUUUUGUCGUCAGUGGGGUCUACGUUUGACCUGAGGACACUGCGAGCUGUCAGGGUGCUGCGACCCUUAAAACUGGUGUCUGGAAUUCCAAGCCUGCAGGUGGUGCUCAAGUCCAUUAUGAAGGCUAUGAUCCCCCUGCUGCAGAUUGGUCUCCUCUUAUUUGUGGCCAUCCUCAUGUUUGCCAUCAUUGGCCUGGAGUUUUACAUGGGACAGUUCCACAAGACUUGCUAUGAUGAUGUUACAAAUGAGACUGCAGAUGACAGGCCGUGUGGUACUGCAUCGCCAUCCCGGCUGUGCGCCAAUGGCACGCACUGUGGGGAAGAGUGGAUUGGACCCAACUACGGGAUCACCCAGUUCGACAAUAUUCUGUUCGCCGUGCUCACCGUCUUCCAGUGCAUCACCAUGGAGGGAUGGACAAACAUGCUGUACCACAGUAACGAUGUAAGUGGCAGUUACUUUAAUUGGAUGUACUACGUCCCCCUCAUCAUCAUCGGCUCCUUCUUCAUGCUCAACCUGGUGCUGGGUGUACUCUCAGGUGAAUUUGCCAAAGAGAGGGAGCGAGUGGAGAACAGGAGCGAGUUCCUCAAGCUAAGGAGACAGCAGCAGAUUGAGAGGGAGCUCAACGGAUACCUUGAGUGGAUCUGUAAAGCAGAGGAGGUGAUUCUGGCUGAGGAAGAUGCUACAGGGAACUUUGAUGGUUCGAGGCGUAGGCCAACCAUCAAAACCAAAAACAACAAGACAGAGCUGCUGAACCCUGAGGAAGGAGAGGACAACAUUGGAGAUGCAGUAGGUUUUGCACGUUCCAGCAUAAAGAGCGGUAAGGAUGGCUCCAAUUACAGCAAGAAAGAGCGACGGAUGCGAUUCUUCAUCCGUAAGAUAGUGAAGACGCAGGCUUUCUACUGGAUAGUGCUCUUUCUGGUGGGCCUCAACACCAUCUGUGUGGCCGUGGUGCACUACGACCAGCCUGAGAUGCUCACUGACUUUCUCUUCUAUGCAGAGUUUGUCUUCCUCGGUUUGUUCAUGUCUGAGAUGCUGAUCAAGAUGUACGGUCUGGGCAUCCAGCCCUACUUCCACUCCUCAUUCAACUGCUUCGACUGUGUGGUAAUAGUCGGCAGUAUCUUCGAGGUUGUGUGGGCCACCAUAAAACCAGGCACAUCCUUCGGGAUCAGCGUGUUACGAGCUCUGCGAUUGCUCCGCAUCUUUAAAGUCACAAAGUACUGGGCACCCCUUCGAAACCUGGUGGUUUCUCUGCUGAACUCCAUGAAGUCCAUCGUCAGCUUGCUGUUCCUCCUCUUCCUCUUCAUCGUGGUCUUUGCCUUGUUGGGGAUGCAGCUGUUUGGAGGACAAUUUAACUUUGACGACGGAACGCCUCCUACUAACUUUGACACUUUUGCUGCAGCAAUCAUGACAGUGUUUCAGAUCCUGACAGGAGAGGACUGGAAUGAGGUGAUGUACUAUGGCAUUGAGUCCCAGGGUGGAGUGAAAGACAAGGGGAUGAUCUUCUCCAUCUUCUUUAUUGUCCUGACACUCUUUGGCAACUACACUCUGCUUAACGUCUUCUUGGCCAUCGCUGUUGACAAUCUGGCCAAUGCCCAGGAGCUUACAAAGGAUGAAGAAGAACAGGAAGAGGCAGCCAAUCAGAAGACAGCACUACAGAAGGCAAAGGAGGUGGCAGAGGUCAGCCCUCUGUCAGCUGCCAACCUGUCUAUUGCUGCUAAGGAGCAGCAAAAGAACCACACGAAGGGAAAUAAGUCGGUGUGGGAGCAGAGAACAAGUGAGAUUCGCCGACAGAACCUAAUGACGAGCCGCGAGGCGCUCUACAAUGAGCUGGAGCAGGAUGACUGGAAGGUGGGAGCGGAGGGAGAAGAGGCGUCUUACCCACGGAAAGGACGUGGUGACAUGAAAACCCACUUGGACAGGCCGUUGGUGGUGAACCCACAGGACAACCGCAAUAAUAACACCAACAAGACCCAACCUGGAGAACUGCCACUUGACCAGGAGUACCGGCGCCAGGACAUAGAUCACUGCCGCCGUGCCGCCCACUGCUAUCACUACAACCGCGAUCACCAUCAGAAACCCUUUGGGCCAGACAGCAGAGAGACAAGCCAGCUAUCAGAGACCCGUAUGGAGCACGGCUUCAGCUGCACAUCUCUGGGUAACGUGGAGGCGAGCGUAGAGGGUCGUCCAGGGGAGGAGAGGCACAGCCACCGGAGCCAUCGGGGCCAUCGGCACCGGAACAGGGAAGGCCGUGAAGCUCGCAGUGUUUCCCCCCACCAGAGUGAGGCAGGAGAAGGACAUAAUGAGCACAGGAGGGCCAGGCAGCACCGCAGGGCAGCAAGAGAAGGAGAGGAAGGCAGGCGACACCAAUCCAGGGGGACAGAAGGAGAGGGGGGGAAAAUCAUGGAAGGAGAAGGGCGGAGAGCAAGACGACAUCGACAUGGCAACCAUGAUAAGAGCAAAGGGCAUUGCAGAAGGGAACACCACAGUACUGGACCAAGCCUCUCUACCACCCGUCCUAUACAGCAGUAUAAUGAGGACCUGGACAACUUCCGCAACAACAGCAAGCUGGCCAAUGCCCACGAGCACCCUUACGCCGUACCACCAGAUCACCCUGACCAUCCUGACCAUGUCAAUAACCUGCUCAACUGCCGCGAUGCUGAUACCCACACGCUGCUUCACAGCAUGGACAGCUUGAUUCUCACUAGCAUGGUUAAACCUGACUACACAGCCAUAGAAAUGCCCCCUGUCUACCCUUACCCCUCGACCAACGCCAUCUUACAAGUGAACAAGAACGCCAACACCGACCAGAAGAAGAGUGAGGAGAAGAAAGAGGAGGAGAGCGAGGGCGGAGAUGAAGAUGGCCCCAAACCCAUGCCUCCUUAUAGCUCUUGCUUCAUAUUGUCCACCACUAACCCGUUUCGGAAGUGCUGUCACUACAUCCUGACUCUGAAGUAUUUUGAGUUCACCAUCCUUAGUGUCAUCGCUAUGAGCAGCAUCGCUCUUGCUGCAGAGGACCCUGUCAACCCUAAGUCACCGCAAAACGAUGUGCUGCGUAAUUUUGACUACGUUUUCACAGCAGUCUUCACAUUUGAAAUGUUGAUCAAGAUGGUGGUGCUGGGCUUGUUUCUCCACGAGGGAUCCUACUUCCGUGACUUGUGGAACAUUCUGGACUUUAUAGUGGUUAGUGGUGCUCUGGUGGCCUUCGCCUUCACGGGGAAUAACAAAAGUAAAGACAUCAGUACAAUCAAAUCCCUUCGUGUGCUGAGGGUGCUGCGACCUCUUAAGACCAUCAAACGUCUCCCCAAGUUAAAGGCUGUCUUCGACUGCGUGGUCAACUCUCUGAAGAAUGUGUUGAACAUCCUGAUUGUCUACAUGCUCUUUAUGUUCAUCUUUGCUGUGGUGGCCGUUCAGCUCUUCAAAGGUCGCUUCUUCCAUUGCACAGAUGAAUCCAAGGAGUUUGAGCGCGACUGCAGGGGCGAGUACUUGGUAUAUGAGAAAGAUGAAGUUAAAGCUGAAAAGCGGGAGUGGAAGAAGUACGAUUUCCACUACGACAACGUGGCUUGGGCCUUGCUCACCCUCUUCACCGUCUCAACUGGAGAGGGUUGGCCACAGGUGUUGAAGCACUCAGUGGACUCCACCUAUGAGAAUCAGGGCCCGAGCCCAGGUUACAGGAUGGAAAUGUCCAUCUUUUACGUGGUGUACUUCGUUGUCUUCCCCUUCUUCUUUGUAAACAUCUUUGUGGCUCUCAUCAUCAUCACCUUCCAGGAACAGGGGGAUAAGAUGAUGGAGGACUACAGCUUAGAAAAAAAUGAGCGAGCCUGUAUAGAUUUUGCCAUCAAUGCCAGGCCUCUGACUCGCCACAUGCCAAAGAACAAACUGAGCUUCCAGUAUCGUAUGUGGCAGUUUGUGGUAUCUCCGCCCUUCGAGUACAGCAUCAUGGCUCUAAUCGCGCUCAACACCAUCGUCCUCAUGAUGAAGUUCGAAGGUGCAUCGAUGGUCUACAAUAAUGUCCUGAAGAACCUCAACAUUGUGUUUACCACCUUCUUUUUCUUGGAAUCAGUGCUCAAGAUCAUAGCAUUCGGCCCUCUGAAUUACUUCAGAGAUGCCUGGAACAUUUUUGAUUUUGUGUCUGUCCUUGGAAGCAUCACUGACAUAUUAGUGACAGAAUUUGGGAAUAAUGCCUUCAGUUUGAGCUUCCUGAGGCUCUUCAGAGCAGCUCGCCUUAUAAAGCUGCUGAGACAGGGAGAGACCAUUCGCAUCUUGCUGUGGACCUUCGUCCAGUCCUUCAAGGCUUUGCCAUACGUGUGCCUGCUUAUUGCCAUGCUGUUCUUCAUCUAUGCCAUCAUUGGCAUGCAGUUGUUUGGGAACUUAAAACUAACUGAGGAUGAUGGAAUCAAUGAGCACAAUAACUUCAGAACCUUCUUCAUGGCCCUAAUGCUGCUGUUCAGGAGUGCUACGGGUGAAGCGUGGCAAGAGAUCAUGUUGGCUUGCCUGGAUAGGAAGGAGUGUGAUCCUGAAUCAGGGAAUGAUAAAAAAGAAUGUGGCAGCACCUUCGCUUACACAUACUUUGUCUCCUUUAUCUUCUUGUGCUCUUUUCUGAUGCUGAAUCUGUUUGUGGCUGUCAUCAUGGACAAUUUUGAGUACCUGACUAGAGACUCUUCCAUCCUGGGGCCUCAUCACCUGGAUGAGUAUGUAAGGAUAUGGGCCGAGUACGACCCUGCCGCCUGCGGGCGCAUACAUUAUAAGGAUAUGUACAGUUUAUUGCGAGUUAUCUCCCCUCCUCUGGGCCUUGGCAAGAAGUGCCCACAUAGGGUGGCCUGCAAGAGGCUGCUGCGCAUGGAUCUACCGGUUGCUGAUGACAACACAGUGCAUUUUAACUCCACGCUCAUGGCUCUGAUAAGGACAGCACUGGACAUAAAGAUUGCUAAGGGUGGUGCAGAUAAGCACCAGAUGGAUGCGGAGCUUAGAAAGGAGAUGAUGGCUAUCUGGCCCAACCUAUCGCAGAAGACACUGGACUUGCUGGUUACCCCUCACAAGGCAGCCACAGACUUGACGGUGGGCAAAAUCUACGCUGCCAUGAUGAUCAUGGAGUACUACCGGCAGAGCAAGACGAAAAAGCUGCAGGCCCUGCGAGAGGAACAGCGCAUGGAGCCGCCCUCUGAGGGAGGCGGCACGGACGGCCAGGGAGGCCAGGGCCAGAACGGCCUCUCCAGCACGCAGCUAGACAACAUCAACAGCAUACCUCCUGAGGGUGGCAUGACUGAGAGCCAGUCAUGGGUGACGGCCAAAGCCCAGGAAAUGUUCCAAAAGACGGGUAACUGGAGCCCGGACAGACCCUACCCCGACGACCUCCACGACAACCGUCACAACCCCCAGACGGUAGAGAUGAGGGAGAUGGGGCGGGACGGGUACUCCGACACUGAGCCCUAUCACCCAAUGGAUGGGCAUGGGCGGACCCUCUCCAUGCCCCGCCUCUCGGCAGACAACCAACGGAGGAGACACAGGCCUCGCGGAAAUAACCUCAGUACCAUUACUGACACAAGUCCGAUGCGUCGCUCCACGUCCAGCCUAGUUCACGGGCGUACAGGCAGGGGCGUGAGGCUGGACGACUACUCGCUGGAGAGGGUGGUGUCUGAGGAGGGGAGACAUGGAGGACGCAGGCACAGGGACAGAAGCCACCGCACCUCGCAGCGCUCCCUGACCAGAUACACCGACGCAGACACGGGCCUGGGCACAGACCUCAGCACCACCACACAGUCAGGUGAUCUGCCACCCAAGGAGCGCGAGCGGGACCGUGGCCGGACCAAGGACCGUCAUCACCACCAUCACCAUCACCAUCAUCACGGCUCUAUGGACAAGGAGCGGUACGGCCACGACCGCCACGACUACUCCCACAGGCAUCCCCACGACCGUCACUGGUCCCGGUCACCCAGCGAGGGGCCUGACGGACGAGGUCACAGACAGGGCAGUAGUUCGGUGAGCGGCAGCCCGGUUCCCUCUACCUCGGGGACCAGCACUCCAAGGAGAGGCCGCCGCCAGUUGCCUCAGACCCCUGCAGUCCCACGCCCACAUGUCACCUACUCCCCCGCGGUCCGCAAGCCCGGCUAUGGCCCCCCAGGGCCAGGUCGCCUGCGUUCACCCUCUCCACGACACUUCUCCCCUCCAGACCAUGACAGAGGCUACCACCACCGACCCCCGUCACGCCACGCCUCUCCCCACCACGGGGGCUCUUCAUCCCGGCAUGGUUCGCCACGCUCCCCUAGGCACCAGUCCCCGCGCUCGCCCCUCCACGGCUCACCCAGGUCGCCUCACCGAAGCCGCUGGAGCGGGCCUCCACCCGGGGACAGCCUGGAGGGUGACGGGCCUUUCUACGAGAGAGAUUAUGAGUAUGAGCGUCACCACGAGCCUCCCGCCUACGAGCAGAGCCUCUCCCACGGCAACCCUCACCCACAUGGAGGAAAUCCUCACCCACACCCACGUUCACCUAGGACUGCCCGCCACGGGCCUCCUCCACCCCCUCAACCGCAUCCACGCAGGGUACCCAAUGGUUACCGCUCAUCCUCACCUUCCCCACACCGACGGGGACCACCAGGGGUGCCGCCCCACCCACACCACCGGCCUGCCCAUGCCAGAGGGCCCCGCAAGGGCCUGCAUGAACCUUAUAGUGAGACGGAUGAGGAUGACUGGUGCUAGCAACCAUAAAGAGCUUGGGAUAUGGCAGGAGAGGAGAAGAAGAACAGCAGUCUCCAGUGCUCUGGCCUUGGAUAUGUAGACUAAAAGAAAAAACAAACAAAAACAAAAAACAAAACAGAGUGGUGGGAGGGGUUGGAUACCCUCAAAACCCUCUAC